AUGCUGAAAAUUUAUAAAACUGCGAAAUAUUUGAAAUGUGCUUAUUGUGGUAUCGAACAACAUGCGAAUUCAAUGGUUCUUGUUAAAGAUUCAAUUCGAGAAGAAUGGCCAGCGAGUUUUGCAGACGAAUUUCGAAAAAAAUUUGAAAAAGAGGAAUAUAUUUGUAUAAAACAUAUGAAAGGAUUUGAGAAUGAAAAUGAGGAAGAAGAUGAUGGAAUUCAAUGGUUUUAUGAGAACGGUAGAGUUAGUUCAACUACAUGUGAAUUUUCAUUAAAAAUAUUUUGAUUUAUUUUUAGAAAAUCUGCUUCAACAUGUUUUGUUGUUAUUGUGGCCCUAAAACGAAACCAAUUAGAAUGUGUGCAGUUCCAAGAAAUUAUUAUGAAAUGGAACAUUGGAUUGCAGUAUUUGGAACACAUUUUCGAAUAAACGCUGCACAUCUUCGAUUUCCUUGCAUUUGUCUGCGACAUUUUGAUGAGAAUGAAGUUUUGCCUCGCGGAUUUCUCAAUGGAAUUCCCAUUGAUGUUGUCAUUGAAUUAGAAAAAUGUGUAAGUUUUUUUUUAAUGUUGUUUUGUCACGGAGAUUAUUCUCUCUUUUUUAUAGUUACCAGGAUCAUCUCUAUGUUCACUUUGUAAAUAUUUGCGAGAUAAUCGUUUUUUGGUCAAAGUUCCACGUUCCGAUUUCCAAUUUUGGGUCAAUAUUUUCGGUGCGGUCUUGAAGAAGAAUUGUCAAAAUAUCGUUGAUCCGAAAAUUUGCCGAAGUCAUGUUAUGGAAAAACUGCCAGAGUAUACAUUACCUGCUCAAAAUAUCUGCGAUAUUUAUUUUGCGACACCGAAACCAACAAAAAUUCAAGUAAAAGCUUAUUGUUGUUAUUGUGGAAAGAAGGAUAUUCAAAUGAAAAUGAUGAAUGUUCCAGUUGUUAGAGACACAUUUAUCGAUUGGGUUUGUGAAUUUGGAAUGGAUUUUGAGGAGAAUUGCAGUUUCUUUCGAUAUCCAAUGAUUUGUCAAACACAUGUUAUAAAAUUAAAUAAAAGUGAUUGGAAAAGAUUGAAAUGUACUGAAAGGAACAAACCGAUUGCAUUGAAUCCAAAACCUGAUUUUUCGAUUAGAAGAAUCGAAGAAAGCUUCAGGAAACGUGAACUUUCUGAGGAGCUAAAACCGAUGGAACCUUCAACAUCUUCUGAAUUUCCCGAAGAUUUUGUGUUGAAAAUUGAGCCGCCAGAAAUCAAACAAGAAAUUGAGGAAGAAGAGGAAAUGGAUAUAAAACCAUCAACUUCAGAAAUCAAAUUAGUUCCAAAUAUGAAUAUCUCACCGGAGGUUGCAAAAUUGAUCGAUAUAGCAAAACAUUAUGAAAAGGUUGGGGGUUUUUGGGAUGUUCAAAAAUGUACUGAAAAAUUUUUUUAUCUGGGUUCAAUAUUUAUUUUCUCACAAAAAUAUUGAAUAUCAGAAAAUGAUCAGUGAUCAUUACCCGGAAAUUUCUGUUGAUUUUUCAACAAAGAUCUCAAUUUUGCAGCUUUUCUAUCCACGUUUCGGAAAAUGUUGUUAUUGUCGAUCAUUUUUGAGUGUAAGGCAUAUGAUUCGAGUCCCCAAUGAUCCAAAAUUAUUCGAAAACUGGUGUGAAAUUCUUGGAAACAAAUUCAAAAUGAUUUCGAAUGCUUUGAGAUAUCCAAGAAUUUGUUGGCAACAUUUUGAAGAUACAAAAACGAUUCCAAUCGCAAAUUUGAAAGAUAUUGUAAGUUUUAACUAAUUUUUUCAAAAAAUAAAAUAUUCGAAAUAUUUCAGAGUUUCCCAAUUUGUUGCAUGUAUUGUAAAUUAGCCCGGUAAGUUUUUAUUAAUAAAAAUUUAAUCGAAUUUUUUUUAAUUAAAAUUAAUUUCAGAUCUCAAGGAGCAUGUUUGGAUAUUGUGACAAUUCCAGCUUCAUCUUCCGAAGCCAAAAAGUGGAGAAAGAUUUUGGGAAUUCAAUCGAUAAAUCUGAAUUUGUACAUUUGUUUUAAAUAUUUGGGAAAAAAUAUUUGA
Messenger RNA from Caenorhabditis angaria, 2013 nucleotides. The record is from the annotation of a GenBank genome assembly. Lineage: Eukaryota; Metazoa; Nematoda; Chromadorea; Rhabditida; Rhabditidae.